Nicotiana tabacum (common tobacco) is the source of this 2398-nucleotide messenger RNA. Lineage: Eukaryota; Viridiplantae; Streptophyta; Magnoliopsida; Solanales; Solanaceae. The record is from RefSeq and is a predicted model, not a curated record.
CCGCACAUGCUUCAGUAAACUUCAAUUUUCCUCUUUUUUUUUUUGUCUCCGAUUUUCUCUCUCCAUCGUCUCAGAUUUCAGCUCUUGGAGCGGUUUCGUCCUUCGGUCAGUUAUGACUAACGAAAACGAUUCUGGUGCAAGUGGAAGUUGAGUACGGUUCUUGUGCUUUUGGUCUCCCCUCGGCUGGGAUUUGGAGGGAUCUGUCGACAGAGCUCCACAAUCUCUGUAGUCUGAUGCCAUCAUAAACCCAAACCCUUUGCAACUUUCUACAUUUUGCUCAAUUUUAAUGGCAUCAACUAGCAAAAUGCCUAGCACUUCUGAGGAUGAUCUAGAAGAGGAGUUAACGAGCAACAUUAUGAAACAUUACUGUCUAAGAACUCGCAAAUUGAAAUAAGAGGGGAGAAAUUAAUUUGAACAUUUUGAUGAUUUCACCCUUGCCUCUUCUUGGGAAAGGUUCAUUUCUGAGAUAGAGGCAGUAUGCAGGAAAUGGUUGGCUGAUGGCACGAAGAAUUUGUUGAAAAAGGACGCUAUCUGCUUGAAUAUCUCUGAGGGCCUAUAUAAGGUCAAAGCUGACCUGAAGUACGAGAUGAAAAGCUAUUGCAUGGAGUACUAUUUUGGAACACUUAAUGAUGGAAAAGGAAAGGACUGGAGUUGUGUACUGCAUGAUCUGCAGCUGUUUUUUGGGGUGAAUGAGUUCCUGGUAUCUCUAUCACUUAUAAAAAAAAAGUUCCUGGUGAUUGCUCCUCAAAGUGCCAGUGGUGUGGUUCUUGAUGGACCAGAGGCCAGCAAACUUCUAAGUGCAGUUGCUAUUGCCUUGUCGAACUGUUCCAGUUUGUGGCCAGCAUUCGUUCCGGUGCAUGAUCCUUCUCGUAAAGCUUACAUUGGUAUUCAGAAUAUGGGAACCCUUUUCACCCGGCGAUUUGAGGCUGACCGUAUAGGUAGCCAAGUGCCGGUGAAGCUUAUGCAUUUGGAGGGAUUGUAUGAGCUAUUUGUUUCUAAAUUUGCCUUCUCCAAUGAGGACUUAUCUACGCAUCUUUUCGAAGUGAGUUUCAAGAUGAAGCUAACCUAUUGUACACUUCCCUACGAUGAGGAUGAUGAUGAUGAUGUACAAGAACCUGAGGCAGGGAGUACAGAAUCUGGUGGGAGUCCCAAAAGCAAUCAUCACAAUAAGUCACAGUGGGAUGAUGAUUGUCCUUGGAGUGAAUGGUACUCGUCAGAGGACCCAGUAAGAGGGUUUGAGUUGAUUGCGGUGUGGUCUGAGAAAGCAUUUGAAAGUUCACUUGAUAUGGCUGAGUUGGAAAAUGCUUCACCUCUUGAAGCUGAUGACUGGUUGAUAUUUCCAUGUUUGUCUGAGACUCUCACUGAGGAUUCUGAUGGAAAGAGGAUUGGAUUUGCAUCACAGUUGCGGCUUCUUGUUGAUGCUCUGGAAAUGUCAAUGGAAGCAAAGUUUAUAGAAGAUUUUGUUUCAGAGCAUUCAGGACCUGAGACUUUGAAGUCUAGUGCAGUCAUACCUCCUCCAACUGUCCUUGAUCGUGUGCUCAAAGACCUUUUUCAUGAGGUUGAAGGCCUGCAACUUGGUUUUUCUGAUGGAGAUCAUAAAAAUUCCCGCACCAUUAAAGGUGCCCCUCUUGAGUCACUGUUUGGGCAGUUCUGUCUGCAUGCUCUGUGGUUUGGUGAUUGCAAUAUACGUGCUAUUGCUGUAUUCUGGAUAGAGUUCGUACGGGAAGUUCGCUGGUGUUGGGAAGAGUCACAGCCAGUACCUAGAAUGCCAUCUAAUUGUGUAAUUGAUCUAUCUACCUGCCUGAUUAACCAGAAACUACACAUGCUUUCAAUUUGCAUUAAUAAAAAGCGUCAGCAGGAACAAGAGAGUCCAAAGUGUGGUGAACAAAAAAAAUUUCCUUCUCAUGUUAAGGAAGAGACUCAGGUCAAACGUUGUUUAUCUCCUCGUGAUGGAAAAACUCAGACUUCUUCUGGAGAACGUGAAAGUCUAUCAAGACCAGAUGUUGUAAAAGAUUCUGUGGGUCAUAUUUCUAAUUCUGGACAUUCUGAUACUGUGAAAUUGGGUGAUGCUAAGCAUUCAGCAUGUAUUAGGAGGGGAUCAGCUGGUGUUGUGGGUUCUAUGAUGCUUUUGAAAUCUCAACAGAACAUGCAUGCUCCAUUUACACAGGAGCCGCCGGUUAUGACCGAAGAUAUGCAUGAAGAACGUCUACAAGCUGUUGAAGCAUUAGGUGAUUCUUUUAGCUUUUCGGCUCAACUGGAGAAAGACAUUUUAUCAUCAGGUACUGACUUCUGUGCUUAUUUUCUUAAAGGCCUUCCUUGCUGUUCUGUCUUGCAUCAUGUCCAUGUUCAUGUAGUGGUAUUUUCUCAGUGGUCGUUAAAGUGAAAUUUCAUUUUACCA